This is a messenger RNA of Juglans microcarpa x Juglans regia, 3195 nucleotides long. Its product is annotated as respiratory burst oxidase homolog protein C-like. The record is from RefSeq and is a predicted model, not a curated record. Lineage: Eukaryota; Viridiplantae; Streptophyta; Magnoliopsida; Fagales; Juglandaceae. Gene Ontology annotation, cellular component: plasma membrane. Gene Ontology annotation, molecular function: NAD(P)H oxidase H2O2-forming activity; peroxidase activity; calcium ion binding.
AGGUUGUCUUUCAGUGUUAAAAAUGUAUGUAUCUAUGGUAUUAUAUAUGGUAUUUGCUUCGGGGUAGUUGACAAAACUCUCUGCUUCUUGGGAAGUUUUUAGCAUUUUAAGUCGUUCAACGUUUUAGUAUUCUAUAUGCUCCAUGACAAUGCAGUAUAUGGGAGAAGACGAGUUGCAGGGAUCUCAAUCAAAUCAUCCGUAUCAUCAUCACUCUGAUACGGAGAUAACCGAGAGCAAGACGAUUGCUAACAAAAGUAGUAAAUCCAUCGACGUUGUAGAAGAACCCUCAGUUAACAGCACCAUGGACAUUCAUGACGACUUUGUUGCUGCUCAGAGCGUUAAGACUUCUACUGAUCUUGAAAGAGAUCCCCAGUUGACUUCAAUCGCCAGUGGUUUCGAGAAGAGAACCUCAUUCGGUUCCUCAGUAGUAAGAAGCGCUUCUGCACGUAUCAGGCAGGUCUCUCAGGGACUGAAGCGUCUUACCUCCAUCUCAAAACGAGUCCCUCGCGCUCGUUUUGAACGUACCAAGUCUGCAGCAGCUCAUGCUUUGAGGGGCCUCAAGUUUAUCAGCGAGACAGAUGGUGACGUUGGCUGGCCUGCCGUUGAGAAACGAUUAAUCAAGCUCACGGCUUCCACCAAUGGCUCUCUACCCCGUUCGCUCUUUGGACAAUGCAUUGGAAUGAAUGAAGACUCAAAGGGGUUUGCAGGAAGCCUUUUUGAUGCACUUGCUCGUAACCGAGGUAUAGAGGGUGAAUCUAUCAACAAGGCCCAGCUGAAAGAAUUCUGGGACCAGAUUUCUGAUCAGAGCUUCGACUCCAGGCUACGAACUUUCUUUGACAUGGUUGAUAAAGAUGCUGAUGGCAGAAUCACAGAAGCCGAAAUCAGAGAGAUUAUCUGCCUGAGUGCUUCUGCCAACAAGCUCUCAAAUAUCCAGAAACAAGCAAAGGAAUAUGCAGCUUUGAUCAUGGAAGAGUUAGAUCCAGACAACUGUGGAUACAUCAUGAUGGACAACCUCGAAGUGCUUCUGUUGCAAACACCAAACCGGUCUAUAAAAGGUGGAGAUAGCCAGAGCUUGAGCAAAAAGUUGAGCCAGCGGCUCAAGUAUCCUCAGGAGAACAAUCCAUUUCGGAGAUGGUGCCAAUGCACAAACUAUUUCUUAGAAGACAACUGGCAAAGAGUUUGGGUAAUCACACUGUGGAUUGGAGUUAUGUGCGGCCUAUUUGUAUACAAGUAUGUGCAAUAUCGAAACAAAGCUGCAUACGAGGUAAUGGGCCAUUGUGUAUGCAUGGCAAAAGGUGCAGCCGAGACACUUAAGUUGAACAUGGCACUUAUAUUAUUACCAGUUUGCAGAAACACCAUCACCUAUCUCAGGAAUAAGAGCAGCCUAGGAGUUGUCGUUCCAUUUGAUGACAACCUCAAUUUCCAUCAGAUAAUAGCAGUUGGAAUCGCCAUUGGAACCGGAAUACAUUCAAUUUCUCAUCUGGCUUGUGAUUUUCCUCGCCUUAUUCAUGCAACCAGUGACAAGUACGAGUUGAUGGAACCUUUCUUUGGGGAACAACCAUCAAACUACUGGCAUUUUGUCAAGUCUAUAGAAGGAGUGACUGGAAUCGUAAUGGUAGUGUUGAUGGGGAUAGCCUUUACGCUAGCAGCUUGGCUCAGGAGAAGUACGCUCACUGGUUUCAAUGCCUUUUGGUAUUCCCACCACCUCUUUAUCAUUGUUUACAUUCUGCUGAUUCUACAUGGCAUUUUCCUCUACCUGAUUAAGGAAUGGUACAAGAAAACGACCUGGAUGUAUUUGGCCGUUCCACUCGCUCUUUAUGCAUGUGAAAGAUCGAUUAGGGCAUUCAGAUCCAGCAUCAAGCCCGUUACAAUACUAAAGGUGGCUGUUUAUCGUGGAAAUGUAUUGUCGCUUCACAUGUCGAAGCCCCAGGGCUUCCAUUACAAAAGUGGGCAAUACAUGUUUAUCAAUUGUGCUGCUGUGUCUCCAUUUGAAUGGCACCCAUUUUCCCUGACCUCAGCCCCCGGAGACGACUACCUAAGUGUCCAUAUACGAGCUCUCGGUGAUUGGACAAAAGAACUCAAAACAAGGUUCUCAAAGGUGUGUAACCAAGGUGAUCCUAGUGGGGAAAGUGGACUCAUCAGAGCUGAUUUCUUGCAAGAGGAUAGCCAUACAAAUUGUCCGAAAGUUCUGAUCGACGGUCCAUAUGGAGCGCCAGCACAAGAGUACAAGAACUAUGAGGUGGUAUUGUUGGUGGGGCUGGGAAUUGGGGCAACCCCAAUGAUCAGUAUAAUGAAAGACAUAGUGAACAACAACAGGGCCGUGGAAGAGGAGAAGAUCAAUGCUUUAGAGAAAGGAAGUAAAACAUCAGGCGCAGAAGCAGAAGGAGCAAGUCAUAUGAAUGAAUUCCACACUAGGAGGGCAUACUUCUACUGGGUAACAAGGGAGCAGGGCUCCUUUGACUGGUUUAAAAGUGAAAUGAAUGAGGUGGCUGAACUGGACAACAGGAGAGUGAUUGAGCUCCACACUUACUGCACCUGUGUCUACCAAGAGGGUGAUGCGCGUUCUGCUCUCAUUACCAUGCUGCAGUCCCUCAACCAUGCCAAGAAUGGCAUCGACAUCGUCUCUGGUACACGCGUCAAGUCCCACUUUGCCAAGCCCGAUUGGCGGACUGUCUACGAGCGCAUUGCGCGCAGACACACCCACUCCCGAGUAGGGGUCUUCUACUGCGGGCCAGCGGCCCUCGCUAAAGAGUUACGCCAGCUAGCAACGGAUUUAUCUCACAAGGGCUCCACCAAAUUUGAUUUCCACAAAGAAAAUUUCUGACCCCAAGGGGAAAUGGAUGAGUCGCACAUUGGAUGACGAUGGAGUCUCGAGCCCCACCACGAUAAAUUAUGUUACUCUCUUUAUCUCGUAUGAGAUGAUUGUAUGCUUAAUUUGUGAAUUCUGCUUUACAGCAAACAAAUGGAUUAGCACAUAUAUAAUUGGGACUGAAUCUUGUUAAGGAUAAGGAUGCUGAAGAAACUGAAUGAGUUUAGAAGUUCAAUUCUGUCAGACUAUUAUUUAGAUUAGAGUUUGUUGUGUUAUCAAUUACUAUCUUAGAGUUUGUUAUGAGUUCUACUACUAUGUUUGUAUCAAACACUUUCUCUAUUAAUAAGAUAGUCAACACGCACCGGAGGUGUGGUUGAUAUUUUCCU